ACGCUCACAAAAAUACGACAGCGUUUUCUAUUUGAAUGUACUCCACUGAGGACGUAUACACACUGGUAUUUGAACGAUGUACUCUCGUUUAUUUGGCUCGUGAUGAUGACGUCGAAACACAAUCUAUAUAAUGGCUCUCACGCGGAAUGUAGACAGAAAAUGGAGAAGACCACCUAAUAAGUACGGAAAAGACGCCUUGGAGACAUUAUUGAGAUAUUGAACCGCAGUCAUUGUAGAUGUAUACAAGGUAUUUAUCCAGGCUCUUCUCAGCUAUGGCAGGACCCAGGCCAGUGGUGCUGAGUGGCCCGUCGGGGGCUGGGAAGAGCACGCUGCUCAAGAAGCUGCUCAAGGAGUACGAGGGCAUCUUUGGCUUCAGCGUCUCACACACAACAAGGAGCCCUCGUCCUGGUGAAGAGAAUGGUAAAGAUUAUCAUUAUGUUACAAGGGAGUAUAUGCAGGCCAGCAUCGACAAAGGGGAGUUCAUUGAGAGUGCAGUGUUUUCCGGGAACAUGUACGGGACGAGCAAGGCCUCCGUGCAGGCCGUCAUGGACAAGAACCUGAUCUGCGUCCUGGACAUCGACAUGCAGGGAGUGAGGGCGGUCAAGACAACAGACCUCAACCCCAUCUACAUCUUCAUCCAACCUCCGUCCAUGAGCAUCCUGGAGAAACGUUUAAGAGACCGAGAGACUGAGUCAGAGGAGAGCCUCCAGAAACGUUUGCAUGCUGCUCAGGUGGACAUGGUGAUAAGCAAAGAUCCUGGCAUAUUUGACGUUGUCAUUGUCAAUGAUAGUCUUGACGAUGCCUAUGGGAAGUUGAAAGACACUCUUAUUGAGGUCAGUUGGUAUCGACAUGACAUAGCUGGGUAUGAUGGACUGGACCAUACGCACCAUUUCACUUGUUGAAAACCAAUUCGUCACAUAAUGUGUAUUGCUAAAUCCUUAAUAGAUCUUUGUCAGUGUUGAAUUUCACCAUCUCCAAAAUAUCAUCCUCAAACCUACUUUCUUUCUUAAGGAAAUCAAAAAAGUCCAGAAAACCAACUUGUCCUCUUAAGCGACGAGAAGCCUGACAUCCAUCCUGGCCACUCCUUACAAAAUGUCAGCCCCUCUAUUCCAAUCCUGAACAUUCUGGCAGAUACUGGUGUGGGAAGGAACUCCAAACAACAUCCCUUGCACCUAACCACACCUUUUGAGUGUGCACUAAGAUCUAGCAUAUGUAUUUACAUAUUAGGAGGAUAUAGGUAGGUAUUAAGAUGAUAAAAGCUGUAAGUAGAAGUGGACUAUUUUUGCUUUAUUUACUCAUUUGGCACAUUUUAGUUUUUUUAUCCACAAAGAAAAACACUCCAUUAAUGGUUAACCUGUGACUGAGAUGGUCCCUAAUAUGUUUUUUCUUCCAUGUUUACUGCAUACAGGAGUUUCUGCCAUUUUCUUUUUCUUCUGCACAUUUAGUAGUAUUAUAGCCCCAAAUCAUUAACUGUGUUCUCUCUGCUCUUCAACAACAGAAGGCCAUAAUAACAAGACUCAUUCCCACUAAUGGCAGUGUUGUAGUACUCGAGGCCACAUUGAGUGUCUCGGUCUUGUCUCAGUGUUGGAUACAUUUGUACUCGGUCUUAACUCAGUCUGGGACCAGCCGAGAUCAGCAGAGUAAAAAAACUCAUAAUUAUCAGCUUCCAUUCAGUCAGGGCAUAAAACUGCUUCUCCAGGCCAAAUAUAUACACUCCUUUCUUGAAACAUAAAUAUCUUAACAGCUUUUAUAUCUAGUAUAGACAUGUUUUCUCAGUGGUGAACCUAUUGGUCUUCAGUGUGUGACAGGUUAGUACAGUGGUGAACCUAUAGGCCUUCAGUGUGUGACAGGUUAGUACAGUGGUGAA
Molecule: messenger RNA, 1867 nt
Organism: Salvelinus namaycush (lake trout)
Lineage: Eukaryota; Metazoa; Chordata; Actinopteri; Salmoniformes; Salmonidae
Gene: guk1a
Product: guanylate kinase 1a
Exons: 6
Coding region: 237-902 (221 amino acids)
Biological process (GO): purine nucleotide metabolic process
Cellular component (GO): cytosol
Molecular function (GO): GMP kinase activity
Source: RefSeq, a predicted model, not a curated record